Messenger RNA from Lasiosphaeria miniovina, 1968 nucleotides. Its product is annotated as heterokaryon incompatibility protein-domain-containing protein. The record is from RefSeq and is a predicted model, not a curated record. Lineage: Eukaryota; Fungi; Ascomycota; Sordariomycetes; Sordariales; Lasiosphaeriaceae. Bases 1 to 1968 code for a protein of 655 amino acids. The transcript is spliced from 5 exons.
AUGGGUCUGGCGCAGGGUCCUGAGACUUUGGCCAAUUUCAAUGGCCGAACAUUGUUCCGGGGUCCAGAAUGCGGAAACAUAAGGCGCGCGCACACGUAUAUGUGGCUGUCAAGCAAGUUAGUCAAGGUCCCCGCACACGAUCCGUAUAGGCAGGAGAGAACCGAGGCGGUUGCGCAAUUAUGGAGCGGCUUCGACAACCCGACAUGUUCGCUGUGUUUCCAUAUUACCUGGUUGGUCGAGCAGCAAGAUGGUGUUUCGCACAUUGAGCUGCCGAGAGGCACCCUAAGAAUCUUCCCGGACAUCGAGGAAAGCGGCAUGGAGUUUUCGGUUGACAUAAUGCAAUACACGCGGGGUCUGUAUCAGGGGCUGCCGCGUCGAGACGGGCGUACGACAUUCACGAUUUGUCUUUCGCUGUAUGCGGAUGCAGGAGACGUCAUCGACGAGGAAGCCAGCAUGUUUCUCCCGACAAGGGUCAUUGUGGUCAAUCCCCCAGGCCUAGAAGGCGAAGGUUUAGUGCAGCUCGUCGAAACGACUGCAAUCCACGUUGGAUCCUACACCAUCCUUAGUCACUGCUGGCCCUGGACUCUGCCCCCAACUUUCAGAGACGCCGUAAUACUUACCCGGGAUCUGGGAGCAGAGUAUUUGUGGAUCGACAGCCUUUGCAUCGUGCAGGACGACCCUGCCGACUGGGAAAGGGAAUCCGCCAAGAUGGGGCUGUAUUAUCAUUACGCCACUCUGGUCAUCGCCGCGACUGGCGCCCAGGACUCGCAUGGCGGCCUCUUUGAACCACGAAGGUUGUUCGCGCGGAAGACGGACAUGCCAAUAUUUGACCUUCCGUCAUUCACGGAGGAUGGCGUCCAGGACGGGUGGUUUCACAUGGCCACGAUGCCUUCCCUGCAGGGCACUCACCCGGCACUUAGCAAGCUAGCUACCCGGGCGUGGUUCUACCAGGAGUGGGCACUAGCCAGGCGCGUUGCUUUCUUUACGCCCAGUCAGCUGGUGUGGAGGUGCCAAGGGGAAUAUCGAACAGAGGCUAUCGCAGACGAGCACACCAGAGACGACUACUGGGAGGACGAGCCUGAGCAAUGCCGCCAUGCUUACGAGAUUGUCAACACAAAGUGGGACAUCGGCCAUUUCGACAACGCCCAGUGGAUGCGAGACAUUAGCGAGUACAAUUGCCGAGCUCUCACCUAUGAAUUGAACCGCGCCCAUGCCUUCCAAGGCGUCGCGAACAUGUUUUCGCAACGCUAUAGGCCAAGCUACGCGUUUGGACACUGGGUCGAAGAUAUGCCAUCCUCGUUGCUGUGGAGCAAACCUCGGAGCACAGGGCCGAAUAGGUUUGAACGGCGCGCCGAGAUCCCCACCUGGAGCUGUUUCUCGGUAUCUGGGCCGAUAGAAGUUGACUCGAUCAUCUUCAGAAACACCGAAUACCUCAACGAUGCGUCAAAAGAGACUGCGGAAGAAUCAAGUGGAAGUUCUAGUCAUACCAGAGAAGUGGCGUGGAUUUCUCCUUACAAGGAGAAGAUCAUCGGCUCCGUCACUGCUGCCGAAAAGCAGCUAAAUAUCAAGAGUUCUGCUUUGCUGCUCGAGCGCGCAGUGGCCCCCACAUCCAACGCUCUGUGCUACGUCCUGCGACCAUUCAACCCCGAUGCCACAAUCCCAGCUUCUACGACUCCCGGUCCAUCAGUCCUAGGACAGAGAGGACAAAAUCCAUACAACUAUCGUCGUCUCGGUUUGCUAGACUACGACAUCCGAUGGGGGAAUCCUGAAUUGCCACGGGAGAUUCUCCCUGGAGUGCUAAACGUGCCGAAACACGGUAUUUGCUUGGACAUUGCCCAAGAGGAGAGUCCUUCGCAUAUGCUGCUUGUCCUCAUCCAAGAGGCCGCAAACAGCAGCCCCCGAGUCUACUUCGUUAGCCCCGAAGGUCACUUCGACAAAACUACCCAAGAUCUUGAGAAGGAUAUUUAA